AUGUCCUCCUCCCAAGCCACCAUAGUCGACCUCGGUGUCGAUGACGACCCCGGCGUCAUCGUUCGCCAGUCGCAGUCAGAUCUCCGGCUUCUCGAGACAGGAGAGUUUUCAAAUUUCACAGUCGUUUGUGGAGACCGCGAGUGGAAGGCCCACAAGGCCAUCAUCAGUAAAGUCCCGUACUUCAAGGCCAUGGUGGGCGGCGGCUUCAAGGAAACCAUCCAAGAGAAGACUACCAUCAAAGAAUUCUUCGAGCCCUUCGAGAUACAGUGGCUUAUGUCGUACAUUUACUUCCCUCAUUUUGACUUGGAGUCUGCGCGGCUCGAUACUGCUAGCCAGUCCCACCUCGAGACAUGCGUCAGGCUGUGGCACAUUGGCGAUUACUUUCAAGUCGACCGCAUGUCAAAGCUGGCCGAAGACAAGUUGAAAGCUGGCUGUGAUCACUGGCGCCAGUGCUCUGGUACAGUGGAUACAACAAAACAUGGCACGUCCUUCAUCGUCGAUCUCGAAUCCGCCAUACGACAGGCCUGGCGGCAGGAUCUUGUCUCAGGUCCUCUGCAGGCAAUGCUUAUCAGUCUUUGCCUCGAUUUCGCCCCCUACGUGCGACGCCACGAGUCUUUCGGUGCGCUGUUGGAAGAGAUACCUCAGUUCGCAGUCGUCUUUUCCCAGCGAGCGUUGGGCUCCAUCAUAUCGAGCCUGCGACUGCCAAAGCCAAGCCAGAUUAUGGAUCCGGGUCCGAUUCACGACGACAUACUCUUCGCAAUAGAUAUACGUCGCAGCUUUAUAAAUCUUACAGCAAACGAAGAACGCCGCCGCCUUCCUUCGGGUACGCAAAGGCUUGGGAGGACUACAAGCCGUGGAGCAUUUCGGCCGCCCAAGUGA
Molecule: messenger RNA, 879 nt
Organism: Diaporthe amygdali
Lineage: Eukaryota; Fungi; Ascomycota; Sordariomycetes; Diaporthales; Diaporthaceae
Exons: 4
Coding region: 1-879 (292 amino acids)
Molecular function (GO): protein binding
Source: RefSeq, a predicted model, not a curated record